AUGUCCGGCCGAGGUAAAGGUGGCAAAGGGCUGGGUAAGGGAGGCGCUAAGCGCCACCGGAAGGUCUUACGGGACAACAUCCAGGGUAUUACGAAGCCCGCCAUUCGCCGUCUGGCUCGCCGUGGUGGUGUAAAGCGCAUCUCUGGCCUCAUCUAUGAGGAGACCCGGGGAGUGCUCAAAGUGUUCCUGGAGAACGUGAUCCGUGAUGCGGUGACUUACACGGAGCACGCCAAGCGCAAGACGGUCACGGCCAUGGAUGUGGUGUAUGCGCUGAAACGCCAGGGCCGCACCCUCUACGGUUUCGGCGGCUGA
This is a messenger RNA of Mesoplodon densirostris (Blainville's beaked whale), 312 nucleotides long. RefSeq names its product histone H4. The record is from RefSeq and is a predicted model, not a curated record. Gene Ontology annotation, molecular function: structural constituent of chromatin; DNA binding; protein heterodimerization activity. The transcript has a single exon. NCBI's taxonomy places the organism in Eukaryota, Metazoa, Chordata, Mammalia, Artiodactyla, Ziphiidae. Gene Ontology annotation, cellular component: nucleosome. Bases 1 to 312 code for a protein of 103 amino acids. Gene Ontology annotation, biological process: nucleosome assembly.